This is a messenger RNA of Prorocentrum cordatum, 652 nucleotides long. Lineage: Eukaryota; Dinophyceae; Prorocentrales; Prorocentraceae. The record is from the annotation of a GenBank genome assembly.
CGUAGAGCUGGAAUCGGCGACACAUCGCGCUAGGGACCUGGAGCGCCCUGGCGCGCUGGCUCCGGGCGGUGACCGAGCGCGCGCGCCUGGGCACCUGUCGGCCGCCCACGCGCCGGCGUCCGGCGGUGUGGGCCGCCAGCGGGUGCAGGAGUUCGGCGCCCUGCGCCCGGCGUGGGACCCUGGCCGUGCCCGGCCGGCGGACCCCGGGGCCGCGCGCGGCCGCGGGGAUGCCCGCGCCGAGCCGGCGGCGGCCGCUGGCGCCACAGGGCCCGCCUCUCAGAGAGAGGCGCGCUCGAUCGGCCGCGUGGUGGAGCAGCUCUACGACAUGUUCAACCGCUGCGACGCCAACGGCACCGCGGCGUGCUUCGUGGAGGACGUGGUCUACGAGGACCUGCUCCUCGGCAGCUCUACCAUCGUGGAGUCGCGCGAGGACUUCCGGAAGCUCAUCCAGUCGCACCCAGUCUUCCUCGGGUACCGGGCCUGCAAGGCCGCGGGGCUGCCCCCGCCAGACGUGCGGGUCGUGGUCGAUGGCAUCUCGGAGGACCUCGCGCGGCGGACCGUCGGGGUGGAGUGGCACGUCGAGGUGAACGGCAUCCACUGGGGCUCGGUCGUGGCAUCAGCUUCUUCCGGAUCUGCCCCACGACUGGCCUGA